Messenger RNA from Cydia pomonella (codling moth), 4259 nucleotides. RefSeq names its product FAD synthase-like. Gene Ontology annotation, molecular function: FMN adenylyltransferase activity. The transcript has 6 exons. Bases 526 to 1239 code for a protein of 237 amino acids. The record is from RefSeq and is a predicted model, not a curated record. Lineage: Eukaryota; Metazoa; Arthropoda; Insecta; Lepidoptera; Tortricidae. Gene Ontology annotation, biological process: FAD biosynthetic process.
GACAAGUUUUCAUAGAGAAUAAAAUGUGACAUUGAUGCAUCAAAGCGGUUUGUUUACAAAGGGCCUACCGCGAAAUUUAGUUAGCUGCCUCUUUAUCGCUCAAACAGGCAAGAGCGAUAGAGAGGUUAGAUAACGAAAUUUCGAUUUUCUUGUUUCGCGGUAGACCCUCAGAUUGUGAUGGAUUGUGGUAGUGGCGCCCCCCUACGCAGAGUUUCGCGUAAUAUUCCUUAUUCUCGUGAAAUUUGGUGAGCAGCAAGGCCUGUCGAACUUGAUACCGUGCACGUGUAACGAAACGUAAGAUCAACGUAAAAAAAGUAAUGACAAAAUCAAAAGUCAAAGUCAAAUUGACAAGACAAGACAUUUUUGCAUCAUAGAAAUUGAAAAAGUGUACAAAUUACACCGUGGAUUUAUCAAUCAGUAACCAUUUUUAUAACAGAAAAGUGUUAGAAAAACUUAAAAAGCUGCCAUCGCCUGAAAUUUGGAACAAAUGCACUCUGACCUCUAACAUAUAGUGUAGUGAGCGAAAUGCCACAGAAGGGUGAGGACGUGUGUGAACUCCCGGGCUUUGCAGAUGUCUUGGAGGAGUCUGAACAGGUACUACGAAAAUGCUUCAAACAAUACAAAACCGACGAAGUGUUCCUGUCAUUCAACGGUGGCAAAGACUGCACCGUGCUCCUGGACAUAGCCAUCAAUGUGCUGACCGAUGUAUACAAAGACAAAUCUGUGAUUAAGAACCUUAAGGUUCUUUACAUAAGGACUAACAGUCCAUUUAGAGAACUAGAAGCGUUCGUGAAGCAAGUGGAGCUCCACUACGGCAUCACACUUGAAGUAACCGAAGGCGAGUUGAAAAGCACCUUGCAAAGGAUAGUGGACGAAGACAGUAGGCUUAAAGCCUGUCUCAUGGGCACGAGGCGGACCGACCCGUAUAGUCAAGAUUUGCAAUUUAUGCAGAAAACGGAUGCCAACUGGCCACAAAUAAUGCGAGUAUCACCACUGCUGAACUGGUCGUACCAUCAGAUAUGGAGCUACAUCCUGGCGCGGCAGGUGCCGUACUGCAGUCUCUACGAUCAGGGAUACACAUCAAUAGGCAGCACGCUGAACACGUGGCCGAACCCGGCGCUAGCCCUGGGCGCGGGCUACCGGCCCGCCUGGCGGCUCGCCGACGGCGCCCGCGAGCGCGCCGGCCGGGUGCCGCCCGACGCGCAGAACGGACUCAAUGGGAAACGUGAGAAUCUAUAGUGAUAAAACCACAGAAACGUAAAUACACAGAUACACAUCAACCCGACCUGCGCUCGGAGACGUAACCCGAGAGUGCGCCGGUCGGUUCGUUCGGCACCCGACACGCAGAAUGGAGUCAAUGGAACGUGAAAAGCUUUAUAGGUCCGUACGUAUCAGGAGUAGAUAAAUGCAGAUUCAUAUUUAGCGUUUUAUGCCUUUUUUCGUAAUCAUGUACAGUCCUGGACUUUAAUUGUUGAUGCAUUUAGGGUUGACUUUACAUUAGACAUUUCAUACCGUUAUACAACCAAAUUAGCUUGAACCUUAAAAGUCCGUAACUGUACACGAGGAUGACCAAUGCAAUUUUCUUUCAUACAUUAAGCCAUUCAAAUUAACAUCGUUCUAUGCUAAUGGACUAGCUGUGACCAACCGAAUUGAUUUGAUAGCCUUUUUACAAAAGACGAUUACAUUAAACCGUUACAAUUAAAUCGUCCUGUACUUGAUUGAAAUAUCUGGAUCGAAAUUUUUGUAUUAUUUAGCGUAGUUGAUGGUCUCGGUAACGUGCCUCGUGUAAAAACUAACAAUUAUUCGAGAUAACAAAUAUUGUAAAAUUAAAUAAUGUUUAAAACAAGAACACCUAAUAAAUGAAUCAAAUUUUAACUCAUUUAAAUGAUAAAUAAAUAAAUAUUAUAGGACAUUAUUACACAUAUAUAACGUAAAUGUAUUAUUUAUAACGGGGGCCGAUAGUAAAAUCCGCCAGAUCAUUAAAUUCCUAGGCAUAUUGUGAAACGUGAAAAUCAUUGUGUCAUUCAGGGAUCGGAAACCGGUAUUUUUUGUAUGGGAACGAAAACUGUAUUUUUUCGUUCUUUGCAGUUUUCGUUCUUUGUUAAUUAUUUCAUUCCUAAUCAGGCAAUCUAAUAAUACGAAGUCGCUAUCUAAAAACACAACUGAGUCCUACAUUUUGAGUAUAAAAUAAACCGAAAUAUAUGGUUAUUUCAAUGUUUUUGCAAAAAACCGGUUCCGAUCCCUGGUGUCAUUCUCUUAGUCGACGGAGCCCAGCGGGGCUCCUAUUUCUGGACAGUUUGCCCUUCAGACAUAUGAAGCAACCUGACGAACCUAUCCUACCUAUCUAUUAAUUUGCCCUCAAAACAUUACACAGGAACUUUACGAUCAGGCGGAUGUUACGAUCGCCCGUGACAUGUACAAAGCGUCACGCCUCAUCAUCUUAUAGAUGGCGCUUUUUAUUGUGUUUGUAUUUUACUUCACACGCUAUUCAACUUUCAUCUCACUGCUAUUUAAAAGCUACAAUCGAAUAAUAAAACCAUUUUAGGCAUAUAUAUUAUAUUAACCUAAUAAUACUCGUAAAUAAAAUACAAUGUGGUGAUAAGUUAAAAGGAAAUCAAAUUUUAUGUUCACACAGGCAGCUUUCUUAAGUUUAAAUUUUAAGUUCUAUUAAUCGACCAAGUGUUAGAAAAUAUUUUAGUACUUACUUACUAUUUAUUCAUUAGACAUACAUAUACCUAGAUUUAAUUGAAAGAAUAGUUUUGUAUAUUUUUGUAAGUUAGUCGUGGAAUUUGUAGACUUAAUAGUUAAAUUAUGAAGAUAUAAUUAUUCGUAACAGUGCAUUGUGUAUUAAGGGCGGUAAGAAAUCACGAACGAGUGUAAAUUGAAGCCCGAAGCCGAAGGCGAGGGGUUAAUUAACAAGAGUAAUUCCUGUAUCGCCCGUGGCACACACAAUGUUUUUCAUCUCAUUUCUGCUUUUCGAACGUACAUUACAGCAAGUGUGAUAAAAAAAAAACAUUACAGCCCUAGGUCGAAAUUUAGGAUUUACGAAUCGCAUCGCCUACGUGUAAUAAGUUAACACCUUUUACGAGCAAGUGUGAUGAAAAUUUACGUUUCUCAAACUUGAAAUGAAAUGUUGACAUGACUUACUGGUCAGGAAAUACUACAUAUCAGGUGCGAUGAGUGAAGAUGAUAUGUAAAGGAAUUUCAUACAGCCUUACACACCUAGGCCUGUAAGGCAACCUUCUUUUGUUAUUAAACGUCAAAUUAUGGCACGUGUUAGCAUUCAACCGUAAAAAAUCUAUAAGCAAAAUUCUGCCAUUAUGCUUUUUUUUUUGUCUUUUUUUGUUUUUUUGUGUUUGUUAAAUAUUAUAUCAAGGGGUUCAAAGGGGAACAAACAUUUCAUUAUUUUUGUGCUACGACGCACGGUUUAGGAGAUACAGCCCCAUAAAGUUUUUUAUUUUCAGUCAUGCUGAAAUCUUUAUAGGGCUGUAUUUCCUAAACCGUGCGUCGUAGCGUAAACAUAAUCAAAUUUUCGUUCCCUUUCAAUACCCCACGCACUGAAUAACCUAUCACAUUAGGACAUGAAACAAUCAUCAUCAUCCUAUUUUUUUUUUAAUUUAUCAAUGCAAGUUUGAGAAAAGCACUAUACAAAUCUCGGCGAGAAACGGGGUUGCCGGACGCGUAUCCCUAUCCGAUACGCGGUCUAUCUCUAUCGCAAGGGCGUCGCCACCGAAUGGGCUAGGGGGGCAGUUCAUGUGGCCGAUGGACAAGGAGAGGGGGAGAGAAAUUAUUUAUGCCACGGCGCAAGCUCUCAUCUCUUUUAUUUUACCAACAGAGGCUCCAUACUAGUAUACGAUACUUCUAGUUUCUGGUUGACUGAUGGUUUCUACUACUUUGGGAAUAAAUCAAAUUUCAUUGAAAUAUUAUGAUUUGUGUUAUUUUAAGUAGUCACACUAAGGUUAGGUGGGGUAUGAGGCAAAGCAAAAAACUUGUAAGAAAAAUAAACAGAAAUACUUACUUAAAGUUAUUAAAAACGAAAUUGAAGGGUAACACUAAAAUGAAACUAAGCAUAUAUAAAAUUAAAAUGUUUAUUUCAGGCAAGUAGAGGCCCAUAAAUAAAUACCUUAAAACUAACAUACAUAUUAUAACAAUAUAUCCUACAAAUCAUAUUAUGGUUGCGAUGCAUCACGCAACCCCGCAGUGUCAAGCUGUCAAGGAGCCGGCCUCGGAAUCUCUCUGAAUAAGAUAGAAAAUCAAAC